CACGAUCAUCUCCUGAAAAAUGUGAUUUUACAUAUGGUACUGCAGUACUACAGGCCUUGUUUGUCACGGAUACAAAUAUGAACAACUUUGGUAUACUCAUGCUUCUAACUGGAUUAUGUGCAAUAGAGAUAUCAUUCGUCGCCACCAUGAAAACAAAAGUGCGUCAAAAGAUGUGCAUGACUAAAACUGGAGUACCCAUGAAACAUGGUGCGAAAUGGCGACCGGAUCGGUGCUCUAAAUGUAAAUGCUCGAGAAAUGGAUUGGCGAAGUGUUCACGAAAGAAGAGCGUAAAGUGUAUAAUUUUGGCAAGCACGAAUAUACCAGAAAUAGACACUACCAUUGCAUUGCCCAAGACGAUUGUGUCAGAGACAAACAGAACCGUUCCACUGCCAAACAAGAAUUUUGAAGAAACAACCGUUUCACAGACAAGUAAGGAUAUACCAGAGACAGAUAUGACUAUUCCACCACCCAUCACGACUAAUUCUCCUAUAACUACACAAAUCGAUGUAGUACCCACUAAAGAAGGGUACGUGUCAUUUUGUGAAUCAUGGCCCUGUUGGUUGAAUUGGGGUUCUUGGACCUCGUGUAAUGAUUUGGAAUGCCCUCCAUUUUUUCGGACAAGGUCAAGGUCGUGUGUGUCGGAGGGUGGGUUUGUUGUGGAAGCUGAUGCUGCGUGUCAUGGACCUAAAGAGGAGCUUAGCCCCUGUCCAGUAUGUAACAGCACAUUUCAAUUCCUAGCGGGAAGAAAAAAGCGUGAAAGUAGUGCAAUUCAACAUUGGGUGGUAAGUUUAAGUAGGAGUAACCAAGGGCAACGUGAGAGAUUCUGCCAUGGGGUGAUUCUUACCAGCAGAUGGAUCAUGACGGCUGCCCAUUGUAUCUGUGACAUUGAUGGAGAUUGUUGCGACGAGCAUCGACCAAUAGUCAGCAAUCCAAGUGAGAAAUGCGACUUUAAACGUUGGAAUAUCAGGGCUGCUCCUGUUGAUCCAAACAUCAAGCGAGUCGAGAGUCAGAAUGCAACUGUCGAACAAGUUGUAGUUCACGAAGGUUAUAGAUCUGGGAUAGAUAUAGACGCUGCGGACAUAGCAUUAAUUAGGAUAAGAAGCCCAGGGUUAAAGUUCGGCGAUUCAGAUGGAUCAGCACAACCGUGUACGCUUCCAAGGGGAAUUUGUUUCAACUAUACUUGGUAUGGCAGCUCAAUAUCUGAUAAUUGUAAGACUCAUUGGGAUGUGGCAGAGAAUUCUGGUUGUGUUGCUGCCGUGGAUGUGAAAACGCAUAAUUCCGGCAAUGUUACUCUGUUUCCACAGCAGAACUAUGAAUUAAUAAACAAACAUGGGUUUGUGGCGAUGACAGGUAAAAAAUACAAAAUACCAAAACAAGGUGACAGCGGAGGACCGGUGACAUGUAAAAGGUCACUACAGGUCGUACUUGGAGUUUUGAGUUUUACCUUUCUCAAUAGAGUCGUAUUUGUCACUUCAGUACCUCACUAUGUGAAGUGGGUCGAAGGAAUAUUCAAAGAUUGGGCACCGUGGUCUGAAUGGUCCACGUGCAGCGGUCAAUGUGGAAAAGGCACUAGGACAAGAACUAGAGUGUGUAAUGGACCUCUAAUUGACGGUGAUGUCAGUUUUGGGAAAUUCAAUAUCAACUCUGGAUGUGUAGAUGUUUCUCCACCAGAGCUUUGUUCAACAGAAUAUAAAUGUUCAGAUUCUACGUGGGGUGAAUGGAGUGGAUUCUCUGUAUGUGAACUUAAGUGCGGUAGGCAUACACAGCUGCGGACCAGACAAUGUCUAAAGAGUGACGGGAGCGAAGACGCUUUGACAAAUUGUGAACCAGAUCCUUACUCUGGAGUCAGGGAGGCACAUGAACAGUCAUGUCUGCCAAUAACAGAACUUAAAGGUUCGACCAAUCGAUGUGGAGAGGACGGUGGUCAGGGGAAUGUCACCAUGGCCUCGUUAGUUGGCAUGUACCUUAAUGAUAGUCUAGUAUGUAGCGGGACACUUGUGUCACGCAGAUGGCUAGUGGCACCUGCAAACUGCAUACUGAACCAAGGCAGUUGUCCAAAUACGGAAGGUUGGGAGGUCAGAAUGGGGAAGACUUCAAUCACAGAAAAAGAUGAAAUAAUUAUUAAGAAGAUAACAAAAAUUAUUCUCCACCCUAAAUUCCUUACCAUUGAUGCUGACAAAGGGGUAUUUGAAAACAACAAGGCUUUGAUUCAGUUAGACACACCAGUUGAAAUGUCCACAAAGAUUCAACCAGCUUGCCUUAAUACGUUCAGGAGCCGCAAAGGCAAAUGUUUUGUGCCUACGUUUAAGAAUUAAAAUGAAC
Messenger RNA from Owenia fusiformis, 2322 nucleotides. NCBI's taxonomy places the organism in Eukaryota, Metazoa, Annelida, Polychaeta, Sabellida, Oweniidae. The record is from the annotation of a GenBank genome assembly.